CUCUCCGGUAUCAUCUCAGGGAGAAGACGACAUGAAGCUGCUGCUGCUGCUGCUCUGCUUCGGGACGCUUCGCGUGGGUUCUGGGCUUCGCUGCUAUAAGUGCCAGGAUUACACCGGACGCUGCCAGGACGUCCAGGAGUGCACGUAUGAGGACUCGUGCAUCUCUCUGAGUGAGAGAGGUGGGAAGACCAUCCGUCAGUGCAUCAGGUACACGGACUGCGAUAACUCCCGCCUCAGCCAGAUGUUCCCGGCCAUCUCCGCCUUCACGUACCGAUGCUGCAGCAGCAACCUGUGCAACUCCGGCACCGCUUGCACCGCGGUCACGCCCCUGGUGGCUCUGCUGGGGUCUCUGCUGAGUGUCUGGUGGUGCUGGAUGUGAAGCAGCAUGUCAGUGUUUCAGCCACAGAUUGUAUAAAGUCGAUGGAUGUCUGAACAGCUAAAGUCCUUCAACCUGCUCUUUCUAAUGACCAGCAGGGGGCGCCUCCUCUGGUCCGGAGAAAAUGAGCGUCCUGCUCAGCCGAUCUCAGCUCAGUAAACUCGCUAAUGGUCUCUGUCGCAGGUUCAGGUCUAAAACUUUCUAAAAUAAAACACGAACUUGGUCCUGUUAGAGUCGCAGAGGAGCAGGAGGAGUUUCUGUGACUGAACCGUCACAAACAGGCCCUCACUAACCAGCAGGUGACGUCACUCCAGCGACAUCCAUCUUUUAUAUACAGCCUAUGAUUUCAUCUUUCAAAGCUAACACGAACUAAAGCAAAUGUAAAAAAAUAAAAACAGCUUUUUCACCUUGUCAGCUGAUUUCUCACUUCUUAUUCUGCAAAUUGAACAAUAAAUACGAGAGAAAAAAAUAUUUAAAAAA
Maylandia zebra (zebra mbuna) is the source of this 856-nucleotide messenger RNA. It is a transcript of the gene cd59b, whose product is annotated as CD59 molecule (CD59 blood group) b. The record is from RefSeq and is a predicted model, not a curated record. Lineage: Eukaryota; Metazoa; Chordata; Actinopteri; Cichliformes; Cichlidae.